Molecule: messenger RNA, 561 nt
Organism: Saccoglossus kowalevskii
Lineage: Eukaryota; Metazoa; Hemichordata; Enteropneusta; Harrimaniidae
Product: cytochrome P450 2D26-like
Source: RefSeq, a predicted model, not a curated record
AUGAUCAUACACACUUCAGAAAUAGCUGGAUCGACUACUGUAGUAAACUUCCUUCCAAUUUUACGGUAUAUUCCACGAUAUAAUGUCGUUGAUAAAUACUGUGAUACCAUAAACAGUAUAAUAGACUGGAUUCAACUCAAUAUUGAUGAACAUAGUAAGCACUUUGCAGUGAACUCUGAACCAAGAGAUUUUGUGGAUGCUUACCUGGCUGAGCUGAAAAGCCGUAAGAAAAAACAGUCAACAUCAGUUGAUAACAAUAACCUAAUUCGAACAGUUGUUGAUUUAUUUGCGGCCGGUACUGAAACAACAUCGACCGCACUGAGCUGGUCAAUACUAUAUUCGGCAUUGUACCCAGAUAUACAGAGCAGGCUACGGCAAGAAAUACUCGAUGAAAUUGGCCAAUCACGUGACGUCACAAUGGCUGACAGACACAAACUACCUUACACAGAGGAUGUUAUUGUGGAGGUGAACCGUAUCAGUUCCAUCGUCCAUUGUCUCUACCUCAUGUCAUCACCGAUGAUGUCACAAUGGGAGAUUUCCUUAUUCCGAAAGGUACGAUGA